Messenger RNA from Saxophila tyrrhenica, 2163 nucleotides. RefSeq lists its product as uncharacterized. Lineage: Eukaryota; Fungi; Ascomycota; Dothideomycetes; Mycosphaerellales; Extremaceae. The transcript is spliced from 2 exons. Bases 1 to 2163 code for a protein of 720 amino acids. Gene Ontology annotation, cellular component: plasma membrane. Gene Ontology annotation, biological process: actin filament organization; cell motility. The record is from RefSeq and is a predicted model, not a curated record.
AUGGACAACCCCCCCUCCCCCUCCACCCUCGUCAGCAACCUCAUCUCCGACUCCGCCUCCGCGCGCAAAUACGCCGUCUUCAAGCUGCAAAACCUACUCUCCGACCCCUCGUUCGCCGACGCUUUCAUUGCAGCCGAUGGUUUACUAGCGCUACGAGAUGCCGUGAUGCAGACAACGGGGAAUACGCAGGCGUAUGCGCUGGGGAGUCUGGGGGUGUUGUUGGAGUUGGGGGUGGGGUGGGAGGGGGUGGAUGCGCUUGUGAUUGAGAAGGCAGUUGCGUUAGCGGUCGGACAUCCGCUGGUGAAUAUCGUGCGCAACGCGCUGACGCUGCUCGUGCUGGUGGUUUCGCGACCGCUGGAGGGCGCGAGGAGGUCGGGGUCGAGUACGUUCGGCUUCCGAGCGAUUAAACCCGCACUCGACCAUCAUCCGAAUUUCCUGGAGUCGCUGGUACAUCGGCUGAGCGCGUCGGAUCACACGCUGUGCGCCAAUGCGCUGCAACUGGUCAACGCGCUUAUGCGGGACGCGGUGGUGAACGGGGGCGAGCUGGAGUGGCCGCGGUUCAUCAAGCGACUGCAGGAUUUGGGGGUUAUUGGGGGCGUAGGCAUGCUGAUGCGCGGGGACGCGGCGAAUGACGCCGGCAGCCCCUUGGCGACUGCUAUACUGGAGUUCCAGGGCCUGACGAAGUUGCUGCUGCGGAAGUGGAAGGAGGUACGGGUGAAUGUGGAGCUGCACGAGCAUAAGAAGGCGCUCAAGACGAUUCAUCUGGCGUCAAACCCGCAGCCUUUCAGUCCGCCGAACUCGGACGGCGAGCCGGGGAGGAAGACGCGGAAGCAUCACCCUGAGAAGUGGCGGCGGCUGGGUUUCGAAACGGAGAGCCCGGCGUGGGAGUUUGACGAGACGGGGUAUUUGGGUAUGAUGGAUCUGGUGGAUUUCACACGGAGGAACGCGGAUACGUAUCAGCGGAUUCUGAUGGAGCAGUCGAUGCAGCCGGUUGCGCAGCGGUGUCCGGUCGCGCGGGCGAGCUUGAGCGUCACGUUGGUGCUUUAUGAGCACUUUGAGAUUGAAGGGUCGGGGGGUGAGGAGGGCGGUGGGCAUAGGACGAGUCUACAGGGACGGGUGUUUGAGGCGAGGGCGAGUGGGAAUCUGGAUCGGCUGUAUAGGCCGCUGUUGCUGCAGUGGGGACGUCUGCAUACUGCGGCGUUGAAUGCUUUCAUUAGGUUGUGGAAGGUUGCGGGUGCGGAGACGGCGGACUUUUAUAAGAUUGAGGAGGUGGUGCGGAUUGUGGUCGAGCGGAUUGUGGGUGGGACAACGCGGAAGACCGACGUGGCGACGGUUGAGGACGAGUUGAGGAGCGCGAGUCUGGAGAACGCUCGGAAGUGGCAGAUGGAAGGGCUCGAUGAAGUUAAUGAAGACGCCUGGGGGCCACAUCUGGUGCAAAUACGAGAACAGCUGCAUCACGAAAGCUUGCAGUUCAUGAAAGAGCAGCGAGUCCGCUGUCUACUACAAGGCUCCUGGUUCCCAGCCUCCGGCAGCGGCGAGGCCGGCUGGCGAUACGUCCGCCUAAGCCACAACCGCAGACACCUCCACUACCGCACCUACGUCUCCCGAGGCACCGACUCGCCCGCCCUGGGCGACCUACCCGAGAAACUCGACCUCCACGCCGUCACGUCCGUCGACAGCAACGUCUCCGCCUCCUCGGAGCAACCCCCCACCGCCCUCCUCAACGGCGACAACAACAGCAGCACCGACACCCUGACCGACAAACCCCUCCUCCACGAACCCGGCAAAGCAUCGACCAACACCAAAAUCACCAUCAUCGGCCACCCCCCCGCCACCAAAUCCUACAAACUCACCCCCCUCCAAACCUCGCCCGUCGAAACCGUCCUGCUCGAACUCUACCCACAAACCUCUUCCCUAGCGUCCGAAUGGCUCGACGGCUUGCUCUUGCUCCUGAACCAGCAGCCGAUUACCAAGGACACGACGAACUUGGUCGCGAUGAUGGAGGAUUGGGGCGUGAGGUUGAGGAUGCUGAAUUUGAGGUGGGAGGACGUGGAUUGGGAGGCUUUGGAGAUGAGGGUUAAGGGGGAGCGGGUGGAGGGGAGGGAGGUGCCUGGGAGGGAGGGGUUGGAGGGAGGGUUUUGGUUUGGGGGGUUGGAGACUUAG